AUGGGAUUUUUCACCUUGAUAGGUCAGAUGGAAAUACCGUCUUGGCCUAUUCUCUUCCUGGAUGCAUCUGGUCUCUAUACAUUACACCUAGCAGUUACUGCUAUAUACAAUAUCUGGUUCCAUCCUCUCGCGAAAUUUCCUGGUCCCAAAAUCGCUGCCAUCGGCCCUUGGUACGAGUUUUACUACGAUGUGAUCAAGGACGGACGAUACCUUUGGGAAAUUGAAAAGAUGCACGACAGAUAUGGACCCAUUGUCCGCGUCAACGCGCACGAGCUCCACAUCAAAGAUGUAACAUACUACUCAGAGGUAUACAGUGGCAGUACCCGCAAGGUCAAUAAGGAUGCCAGCUCAACUGACGGAUUUGGUAUACCAACCUCCGCCGCAACUACCAUCGACCAUGACCAUCACCGAGCACGCCGUAGUUAUAUAAACAAGUACUUCGCCAAGCGUAACAUGACAGCGCUUGAGCCCAUUGUGCAGGAACGUCUCGAUAGAUUGUGCUCACGUAUUGACGAAAAGCUCAGAUCCGGCGAGACGCUCAAUCUAGACGGCUGCUUCUCUGCAUUGACAGCCGAUGUCAUCACCGUUCUCUUCUACGGUAACAACUUUGAUUACUUGGGCUCUCCAGAUUUCCGAUUUGUCAUCCGUGAUGCCUUCCUGGGUGUGUCUAAGAUGUACAACCUUGCCCGCUUCAUCCCUCUUGCCGUUAAGGCCCUCAAAUCAAUGCCCCUGUCAGUAAUCCGCUUGAUCGCGCCAACGGUAGCUGAGCUUGAGCGGGUGCGUGAGAGUAUUGCGGAGAACGGAUACAGGAAAUUCCAUGCCGGUAAAUGGGAUGCCGAGGAAAAGAAAUCGGUUAUUGUCUCAGCCCUGAAUGAUGAGAGUAUACCGCCUGCCGAACGCACUGUUGACCGUUUGGUUGACGAGGGGACUGUCAUCCUCUUUGCCGGUACCGAUACUUCGGCUCGCUCGCUCGCGAUUACGAUGUACUAUCUGCUCAGCAGUCCAGACUGUUUAGCCCGAAUGCGCCAUGAACUGGAGACUUCUCUGCCCUUGAACAAGGACCAUGUCUAUUCCCUCGCACAGCUUGAGAAAUUGCCGUACUUGACUGCAGUCCUUCAAGAAGGCUUCCGUCUUUCCUUUGGGCCUGUCAGCCGUAUGCCCCGAAUCGCGACUCAGGACUCACUCGAGUAUAAGGAAUGGAGUAUCCCACCAGGAACUGCAGUCAGCAUGUCCACCAUGUUCAUGCACCUUGACGAAAACAUCUACCCCAAUCCCACCAAAUUCGAUCCCGAGCGAUGGAUUCGCGCAACCGAGCAGGGAGUCAAUCUGAAUAAAUACCUCACAACCUUCUCAAAAGGAAGCAGAAACUGCCUUGGUAUGAACAUGGCCUAUGCUGAGUUCUACAUGACCCUAGCCCGGAUUGUACUAACGUACGACAUGGAGCUAUACAACACCACGGACAAGGAUAUUGAGAUUCAUCAUGCCUGUAUGGUAGGUUAUCCGAAAAAGUCCAAAGAUCCUGACUUUGGUCAGGUUAUUGUCAAGGUUAUUGGAAGGAGGGCCCUGCCAGAUACGAUCUAA
Molecule: messenger RNA, 1581 nt
Organism: Talaromyces amestolkiae
Lineage: Eukaryota; Fungi; Ascomycota; Eurotiomycetes; Eurotiales; Trichocomaceae
Exons: 5
Coding region: 1-1581 (526 amino acids)
Molecular function (GO): oxidoreductase activity, acting on paired donors, with incorporation or reduction of molecular oxygen; heme binding; iron ion binding
Source: RefSeq, a predicted model, not a curated record